UUUUGACAGUGUCUGUAGAUACUCUGUCAUACUACAACAUGUUGUAUGAUGUUGCAGACUUGUGUUCUUAGAGAACAUGUAAAGAUCUUACAUGUUGUACAGUGGUGUCACUCCCGCAUUGCCGUUAUCACUGACACGUGUAUAGUUCUCAGAACGCUUAACAUAGAACUUGGAUUUCUAUGUCUUUCUGCGCAUCGUCCUUUGUCACCUUUCAGCCUCAGCAGUUAACUCUGGAAUUCCGAUCAGGCUGCUUUCCCUUACAGACGCUUGUGCGGUAAGGGAAAUCGAAAGUUGGAAGAUUUACCAUCUAGUAGGAUCCUAACAGUCACAGAGGGAGUGUUCUUGUGUAUCACAGCAGUACCAGAAAAAAAAAUGUCAGACACUGCACGUAUCGGUAAAUCACGUCCUAUUCUAUUUAUAAAAAUGAUAAUAGGACACAAUUGGUGUACAUCUAAAGAGAUUUGAUAAUCGGAGCAGCGACAUACUUAAAAGUCCCUAUAAAAUAUAGUGCAGUAAGCUACUCUGACCAGAAAGCCACAGCUGUGCUGACCAGAAACCUGUCGGAAUAAAACCAACUGUAAUGUUAUAACAGGCCUGGAUGUACUUACAGCUGUUACUACCUGCGAGCCUGGACUACUGUAAACAAUGAAGUCAGACAGAAUAACAGUUGUAAACCAUGCCCGUGUGACUAUGUGUCGGAAAUCUAUUUGCCCGUAAAAGAAUGAACACAGUCCGGGUAUGAGACCUCCGGAUCCAGCCACCAUCUUGUAUUCAUUCGUCUGCUUUAGCCUGCUUCAUCUACAACGUUCCAUGGCGUCUCUCAUUCCUCAGACAUAUUUCUGCGGUUCAGAGAUAUGUGCCGGCUUGCCUGUAAAGCGGAAGAGUUUGGACCAGGACCCUGACCAGGCUACCUUCACACCCACGGCCCAUAUCACUUUACCUCUCAAUUCCAGCGUAUUUAUCGACACAUUAUUAGACACGGCGCCUUGUCCACCUAUCCAACGCGUCCAGCUCCUCUGUGAAUCGUGGUCAAACAAGGGUAACAAGUUGACUUGUGAGGAGAGAACACAGAUUCUGUCAAGGUGUGUUGAAGGAUUACCUAUUGGCGACAUUUGUGCAGUGAUUAGGAAAUGUCCAUUUACAUGCACAGCAUUCGCUAAAGUUCGGGAUUUACAUUGUCCUAAACAAUCUGCCAUACCGGAAACCCUACCGUCAGUAAGUGUCACCAAACCUACUAUAAUGACAUCUGUUUCUUAUGGUGUAAAUUCAACCAAUGGUUCUGAUUGGUCUUCAACUACAUCAGGAGCUGGAGGGGGUGUAAUAGUUGAUAAAGACGACGGAAGACUACAGGGAGAGGUCGUCAUCGUGCUCAUCGCUGUCUGUGUGUUCGGCUUUGUUUUCCUUCCUCUUAUCGUCUACUUUUUACUGGAUAGUGAUAACAGGACGCGGAUAUCCCGUUGUUGUGGAAGGAUGUGGUCAUGCUGUACACGAGGGUUUUGGUCUUGGUGUAAGUCCAAAAUAUGCCCAACUCACGAACGAUUCAACAAUGAAGAUAAUAAAAAGGACGAAGUCGUUGAAGAGAUAGUCGCCAUUUCCGCCUUGAACGCUGUAGAAGCAUCGCCCGGCAGUAAGAACCCAGCCGGGUCCUAUACCAAUGAUAGUGGCAUUGGGUUUGAUCUAGACUUUCCGGAAGCAGAUGAACAAACACCGGAUGAAUAUAGAAAUACUCCCUGGAUACAACGAAGAAGUUUAUUGGUUGAAAAUGACUUUGAAUUUGAUUGGUCACACCUCUGACCCAAUAGAAACGUUUUUGUUUAAUUUAACUUACCAAUAAAGUGACCUGAGUUUGGUUUUAAACAUAAAUGUGUUACAAUCAAAGCAAAUAAUUUCCAUUAGUGUGGAACACAGCUGUCAUAUCCGUUAAUCUGUAUUAACCUGAAUUAAGAGAUAUGUGACCAGGAUUAGAUGGGCUAUAUUAACCGGAUAAGGAGAGGCUCUGUGAUCUGACUAUGAUUAGAGCGGUUUAGUGACCUCUAUUUGAGGCUGUGUGAUCUGAAUGAAGAGGGCUGUGUGAUCUGGAUAAGAUACGCUGUGCAACCUUGUCUAUGAUUAUUGUGUGAUAUAUAUAGAAGGGCUGUGUCAUCUGAAGUAGGAUGGUUGCAUGACUUGUAAGACGGGUUUAGGGAAACCAAAUUAUGAGGAUCUUGUGGCCUGGAGUAAGAUUGCUGUGUGCACUCUGAUGACCGUCCUUUCUGAACUUCAUGCCAUGUUAAAAGGGAGAUCACUCUAUUAUACUACGCUGUCUCUCAAAUCACCUGAAAGAAGUGGAUUUAUGAUACAUGUUUGUAUAAAAAUGAUGGACAUGUAUAACCAUUCAGCAUUACGUUUGAAACUGUUAACAUGAAGAAUGCAUUUUGGAUGUCAGUAGAUGAAAACGUAAUAAAUCUUAUAUGAAUUAUGGAAAAGCAAAAGAAGUUGUUAGAUAUAUAACCAAAAUUACUGAUUAAAUAACCGGUUCUUAUCAAUAACACGUGCCUGUUUAUAAGGAAUCAAAAUACUUGUAUGUUGUUAUGUUAGCAAUAGGGAAUGUGUAAUAUAAACUUAUAUAUCUUGUAUUUUGUCUAUCAUUACGUGUAAUUGUAAUUUAUAUUUUACGUUUUACUGUUGUCUAGCAAACAAGUAGUUAUUAUUUGAAAUGUGUUGCUGAACAUAUCGUCCCUAUGUGUUGUAGAUUUUGUGUGCCAGAUCUGUUGCAGUUAUUAUUUCCACUACGUGUACGCCAGAGAGACAAAAUCAUUGAUCAAUAUUUAUUAAGAGAUUGUUGUGAAGAAUAAGACAAAGACUAGCUUUGCCUACUAGAGUUGCAGUCCUUGCCAAUCCCCUGUCGCUGAAGAAGUUUGACUGAGCUUAUUAUGUUUCAUAUGAUUAUCACAGAAAAAAAAAUCAAACAUCCAAUUAUCUCCCUUUUUAUAAAGAACAUAACGGAGUUGGUGCUUUUGUGUCUGUUUGUCCGUGGUGCAGAGGUAAUCACAGGUUGUAUAUUACUAAAUUGUUAUAACAUUGUACAUCACAUUAAUCUGUAAUGCCUGGAGACUGAUUGUACAGUAGAUGUUUUCUUGAUAAUCGAUCUACUGAAAAAUGCGUUUAUUAUUUUUUGUUGUUGCUUAAAUUGCAUUCUCCAAUAAGAAGGACCAAUGAUAUAUCAUAGCGCUCUGGCGAUACAACAUAGAGCUAACUUCUGAGACGUAAGAUCAUAUACAGAUGUAUACUCAUGUAGACAAAGGAUUCACAUAAGAACAUGUCACAUCCUCAGUUAUUUAUAUCACAUUUUACAAAAUAAAAAACUUUGCUGUAUUUGUACAUUUUAAGCAUGGAUCAAUGCAGCUACAUUGAGACAAAA
Messenger RNA from Ylistrum balloti, 3400 nucleotides. RefSeq lists its product as uncharacterized. Bases 739 to 1794 code for a protein of 351 amino acids. The transcript is spliced from 5 exons. Lineage: Eukaryota; Metazoa; Mollusca; Bivalvia; Pectinida; Pectinidae. The record is from RefSeq and is a predicted model, not a curated record.